Molecule: messenger RNA, 1680 nt
Organism: Drosophila subobscura
Lineage: Eukaryota; Metazoa; Arthropoda; Insecta; Diptera; Drosophilidae
Product: organic cation transporter-like protein
Exons: 6
Coding region: 30-1649 (539 amino acids)
Biological process (GO): transmembrane transport
Cellular component (GO): membrane
Molecular function (GO): transmembrane transporter activity
Source: RefSeq, a predicted model, not a curated record
GGCCAGUUUCGGUUCUAAACGUAGUCCCCAUGGACUUUAUUUCAAUGCUGGACAAGUGCGGAAACUACGGGAAGUUCCAGGUGGUGAUCCUCUUGCUCUAUGGCUACACAAAUAUUCUCGGAUCGCUGCACUAUUUCUCGCAAACUCUCAUCACCUUUACGCCCGAACAUUGGUGUGCCCACGAAGAUCUUAAGGGACUUGCGGCGGAGGAGCUGCGCUCGGUGUACGCGAACAUCUCGCAGCCCUCCUGCACGCUCCUCGAGGAUGUCAUCAAUGGAACGGGCGUUGCCGCGGCUCAUGGCGUCUGCACCGAAUGGAUAUUCAUGCGGGAGAGUGGCUACGAGAGCAUCACCACAGAGCUGAAUUGGGUCUGUGACAAAUCCCACCAGCCCGCCCUCGGCCAGUCCCUGUUCUUUCUGGGCUCUGUUGUGGGCACCCUGACCUUUGGCUUCCUCUCGGAUCACAUUGGUCGCCUGCCCUCCCUGGUGCUGGCCACCCUGUGCGGGGCGGCGGGUGACUUUAUGACAUCCUUUGUCUACACCUUGCCCUGGUUUGCCGUUUCCAGAUUCGUGUCGGGGCUUUCCACGGACACCAUGUACUAUCUGAUGUACAUCUUGGUGUUUGAGUACCUGAGUCCCAAAAGUCGCACCUUCGGCCUGAACAUCAUUCUCGCUGUCUUCUACUGCUUUGGCCUGAUGACAUCUCCCUGGGCCGCCAUCUGGAUUGGCAACUGGCGUCGCUACCUCUGGCUGGCCUCGCUGCCCGCUCUCGGGGUCCUCGUGUAUCCGCUGCUCAUCUGCGAGAGCGCCCAGUGGCUGCUCACGAAGAAGAAGUACGACGAGGCGGUGGCCUGCCUCAAGCGAGUGGCCAAAUUCAAUGGCAGACAGGUGGAGGACUCUGUUUUCGAUGAGUUCGUGAAGCACUACCGCGAGAAGACAAGGGAGGAGCAGAAAGUGAACAGCCAAGAGGACACUUUUCUGGGCAUGUUCAGGACACCGCGUCUUCGUCGGUUCACAUUGACGUUGCUGCUGAAGUCGGUCAUAAUCACUCUCUCCUGUGAUGUAAUCAACCGAAACAUGGAGGGCCUGGGCACGUCUCCCUUCAAGCUGUUUUCCUUGACUUCGAUUGCCUAUCUGCCGGCCGGAGUGGCCAUCCUGCUGCUGCAGAACAAGAUCGGACGCAAAGGCAUGGCCUGUGCUGCGCUCUUUGGGGGUGGCAUCAUCACCACGACGACGGGCUUCCUCAUAGCCUUCCUCGAUCCACAGCAGCAUGCCGUCCUGCUGGCCAUCAUGGUGGCCCUGGGUCGCUUCGGUGCCACCGUCUCCUACGAUGCUGAGAUCCAGUACGCGGCAGAGAUCAUCCCCACGAGCGUGCGGGGCAGAGCCCUCUCCAACAUCCAUGUAGCGGGCCUGGCCUCCAGCUCCCUGGCAUUCUACGUGAUUUACUUAUCGCAGUACUACAAACCACUGCCAUCGAUCUUCAUCAGCAUUCUGAUGUUCUUUGGGGCUGGCUUGUGCCUCACCCUGCCAGAGACAUUGGAUAAGAAACUGCCCGAAAACCUAGCAGAUGGCGAGAGCUUCGCGUUGGAUGAGAGUUUCCUGUACUUUCCCUGUUUUCACCGCAGACAAAAUACCAAACAAAAUGCCUAAAAUAUAUGACAGAACGAUGAGUUGUGGCUUU